This is a messenger RNA of Oncorhynchus nerka (sockeye salmon), 1732 nucleotides long. Its product is annotated as probable global transcription activator SNF2L2. Lineage: Eukaryota; Metazoa; Chordata; Actinopteri; Salmoniformes; Salmonidae. Bases 241 to 1125 code for a protein of 294 amino acids. The transcript has 6 exons. Gene Ontology annotation, molecular function: chromatin binding; protein binding. The record is from RefSeq and is a predicted model, not a curated record. Gene Ontology annotation, cellular component: RSC-type complex. Gene Ontology annotation, biological process: transcription elongation by RNA polymerase II; chromatin remodeling.
GAAAAAAAGCGUCUGGCAACAGUCGAUAUUAAAACAUGCAGAGGCAGACGAGCUUGGGGCCUUACUGAGAGGAAUGAGACUGCAGCAGAGGGGAGAGGAGAGGGAGAGCUGCCUACUGCAGCCUGCCUGCCACACAGAGUCAGAGACAGAUGACUACUACUAUUAUCACAUGUUAUUUUCCCCCGCUCAGCUACCCGUUGAUUUGUGUAUGAAAACCUAGCGCUUUUCUUUUACUCCUGCAUGCUUGCCCCCCUUCUGGGUUUCUGCUUUUCGAGUGAUCAGCUGAUGAAGAGGCUAGCAGCUCGCCGCUAUGCUGGCUUGCUAAUUCUCUCCCCUCCAGCUGCAGCCGCAGCCCAUCCAGCUACAACCCAUUCUGAUCCACAGAGUCAGACUGCAGACUGCAGCCAGGAGAACGGGGCCUUGGAGGACAUGGAGGAGGACAUCAGCCUAAAGAAACGGAAAGGUGAUCACCAUGGCGACAAAGACUCUGAGUCCCGAGACUCCGGCCAGGAGGCUGGAGGUGAAAAGGUCAAGAAACGCCGAGGUCGACCUCCGGCAAAGAAACUGCCCCCCAACCCUCCCGAGCUCACCAAGCAGCUUAACACACUGGUGGACAUGGUUAUCAACUACAAAGACGGGUUGGGCCGUCAGAUCAGCAAAGGCUUUGUCCAGCUGCCUUCUAGGAAGGAGGUGCCAGAGUACUACGAGUUGAUCCGCAAGCCUGUGGACUUCAGGAGGAUCAGGGAGCGUGUGCGCAAUCACAAGUACCGGAGUGUGGGAGAUCUGGAGAAGGACAUCAUACUGCUGUGCCACAAUGCCCAGACCUUCAACUUGGAGGGAUCUCAGAUAUUUGAGGACUCAAUCGUUCUCAAGUCUGUUUUUGAGAGUGCACGACAGAGGAUCGUCAUUGACGAUGUGGAGAAAAAGGACAGCACUGCCAUCUGUGACGAUGGAGGUCGAGACAAUCAGUUUGGUUCAUCAGAAGUGAAAACGGGGACAAAGCAGGUGAAACAGAGGAUGAAGAAAGAAGAGCGGAGCAGAAAGAUGAAGGCCAAGAAGACAGUCUACAGUGAUGUAGACAGCGAUGAGGAUCUGGAGGACAAUACAGCUAAAGAUGAGGGUUGACCUGGAGGACCAAUGCUAGUUCAUUUAUCCUCUUUCUUUCUCUCCGCUGUCACUGUUUUUGCAAUGCAGCUUAUUAGUUCUCACCUUGAUAAAGAUUUGUCUCAUCUCAAGUCAAGAAGGCUACUCAAAGAAAGGAAUUUACAUACCUAAUGAUGUUGGUCCUCAAGUAAUUCAUGCAGCCUUAAACUUUCAUGUCUCUUUACUAUUAUUUUGCCUUUUUGUUCUUUGGGAUUUUAUGGUGUUGCUCUCUUGGUCCUCAUAUGGAAGCUAUUGUGUGUAUCCUUAAUGCUUAACCAGAGGUUAUCUCCACCCUCUUUUUUCAUGAAUUGUUUUUGUAUUUGAAAAUGUUAUUACUGUAUGUGUGAAAUGCCUUCAUACGUCUUGGAGCAUGAUGAUGUAUUUCUGCUAAGACGGAGACCGCCCUCAGAGAGUGGCGCAUGUUGAUGACAUCAAUAUAUGUUGUGUUACAGGUGUGGGAGAUGGCAGAAAAUGGUUGGUCAGUUCUUCAAUAUGACUAGGAUGGACACUACUGGAUUGUUUCAAAUCUCAAAAUGUGUGGAUUUAAAAUGAAAUAUGAUUCUGUAAUAAAACUCCAAAUGGGAGAAUU